GCUGAGCAAGAUGGAGCUGUCUGCAGUGGGCGAGCGGGUCUUCGCGGCCGAAUCCAUCAUCAAACGGCGGAUCCGAAAGGGACGCAUCGAGUACCUGGUGAAAUGGAAGGGGUGGGCGAUCAAGUACAGCACUUGGGAGCCCGAGGAGAACAUCCUGGACUCGCGGCUCAUUGCAGCCUUCGAGCAGAAGGAGAGAGAGCGUGAGCUGUAUGGGCCCAAGAAGAGGGGACCCAAACCCAAAACUUUCCUCCUGAAGGCACGGGCCCAGGCCGAGGCCCUCCGCAUCAGUGAUGUGCAUUUCUCUGUCAAGCCGAGUGCCAGCGCCUCAUCGCCCAAGCUGCAUUCCAGCGCUGCCGUGCACCGGCUCAAGAAAGACAUCCGCCGCUGCCACCGCAUGUCCCGCCGCCCUUUGCCCCGCCCAGACCCCCAGGGGGGCAGCCCGGGCCUGCGCCCACCCAUUUCACCCUUCUCCGAGACGGUGCGCAUCAUCAACCGCAAGGUGAAGCCUCGGGAGCCCAAGCGGAACCGCAUCAUCCUGAAUCUGAAGGUGAUUGACAAGGGCCCAGGCGCAGGGGGCGCCGGGCAGGGGGCCGGGGCACUUGCCCGCCCCAAAGUCCCCUCCAGGAACCGCGUCAUCGGCAAGAGCAAGAAGUUCAGUGAGAGCAUCCUACGCACCCAAAUCCGCCACAUGAAGUUUGGCACCUUCGCGCUGUACAAGCCCCCACCCGCCCCUUUGUCACCCCCACCAGCUGGCAAAGCCGACAUCACUGCCUCCACGGGCCCGGGGCUACUCCUGGCCACCCCCACCACCCCCUAUGACGCCCGCAGCUCCAGCUCCUCUGGCUGCCCCUCGCCAACACCACAGUCCUCCUCUGACCCUGAUGACGUGCCCCCCAAGCUACUCCCCGAGACCGUGAGCCCAUCUGCUCCCGACUGGCACGAGCCAGAGGUGCUUGACCUGUCCAUUCCUCCUGAGUCAGCAGCCACCAGCAAGCGGGCAGCCCCCGAUGUCACUACCACUGCCGGCCAGGCACUUCCCACAGCCCCGGAGCCCACUGGCAUCUCCUCUGAGCCAGAGGCUGGGGAUUGGCGCCCUGAGAUGUCACCGUGCUCCAAUGUGGUUGUCACCGAUGUCACCAGCAACCUCCUGACGGUCACUAUCAAGGAAUUCUGCAACCCUGAGGAUUUCGAGAAGGUGGCUGCUGGGGUAGCAGGCGCCACAGGGGGUGGUGGCAGCAGUGGGGCAGGCAAGUGA
Molecule: messenger RNA, 1255 nt
Organism: Cynocephalus volans (Philippine flying lemur)
Lineage: Eukaryota; Metazoa; Chordata; Mammalia; Dermoptera; Cynocephalidae
Gene: CBX6
Product: chromobox 6
Exons: 5
Coding region: 11-1255 (414 amino acids)
Biological process (GO): negative regulation of transcription by RNA polymerase II
Cellular component (GO): PRC1 complex; chromatin
Molecular function (GO): chromatin binding
Source: RefSeq, a predicted model, not a curated record